AUGAGAAAACAUUUUUUCCUUAUAUUUUUAGUAUAUAUAAUAAUAAAAAAACAUAAUAUAGGUUCUAACGAAAUCUUAAAAAAAGAUGCAUCUACUUUUAGACUUUUACAUGAUGAGAGCUUCGUAAAGCAUCUAAAUAAUAUAAAUACAACAAAAAAAGAAAGAAAGAAAAAUGGAGUUAUUUCAAGUCUCAGAAAACCUAAAAAUUUAUUUGAAAAAAAUGAUAGAAUAGAAAGAAAAACUAAAGGGAUUAUCCAAAAUGAAAAUUUCACACAGACAAAAUUGUUCUCCCAAAAACUAAUAGAAAAGUUUCGUAAUGAAGUUAUAAAUAAAAUAAAAAAAAAUACAUAUAUUAAUAGAGUAUCAAAUGAUUAUAAAGAUAAUAAAGGCACAAUUAAACAUAUAGAAUUUAAGAAAACUACAAUAAAAGGGAAAUUUUAUAAAUUUUUCAGCGAAACAAUAAAAAAUAAGUUUUUCAUACUUAUUAGGGAAAAAAUGUAUCAUUUUAAAGAAGUGUAUUCAAGAUAUACAGAAUCAAAAUUGACGAAAGAAAAAGAAAACAAGAAAAAAACAAAUCCUUUAAAAUCAUUUCUAAUGAAAUACAUGAUGAAAUUCUUAUAUAUUCAUAAUCAAAGUUUUGGAAAGAUAAAUAAAUAUAAUUUUUUAGUUACACAUUUUACUAGUUUUAAUGAUCUUAAUAUUUCAAUUAAUAAGAAUUUCAUGUUUAAGAAACAAAGAAUUUUAAUUGAAUACAACUUACUAAAAAAAUAUCUUUUAAAGUAUGGUAAAAAAGGGGAAAACGAAAAUAAGCACGAAGGUAAAAAUGAAGAAGAAUAUUAUGAAUAUGAUAGUGAAGAUUAUGAAGAUGAAGAUGAAGAUGAUGAUGAUGAAGAAACAUAUGAAGAAUAUGAAGAUAGUGAAGAAGAAUACAGAAAUAAUAAAAUAUAUGAAAAUAAUAAAAUGGAAUACGGAUAUAAUAAAAAAUAUGGAAAUGAUAAAAUAGAAUAUGGACAUAAUAAAAAAUAUGGAAAUGAUAAAAUAGAAUACGGAUAUAAUGAAACACAUGAAAAUAAAAAAGUAGAAUAUGGAGAUAAUAAAAAAUAUAAACAAUAUUUUACAAAGAAAGAAAAUGCAAUAGAAGCAAUGGAAGAUAAUUUUGAAGAUUACGAAACAAGUAAAGAACGAGAAAUAAUAACAUCAUUAGAAGACGACCUAGAAGUAGUUGAUGAUACAGUAGAAAGUGGAUAUGAAACAACAGAAGAUGGAGAUUUAAGUAUACUAGAAACAAAUUUUGACAAUUAUUCAUCAAGUAAUACUAAUAAAGAAUAUGUUUGUGACUUUACGGAAAAAAUAAAACCAGUAGAAGAAGAAUCAAAAGUAAAAAAAUGCAAAUUUCAAAUUGAAGAACCACUAGUUAAGGUAAAAAUUAUAUGCCCUUUAAAAGAUUCAGAUGAAAAAAAAUUUGAAAGCAUUGAGUAUUUCCCUAAAAAAGCUCCUUACGUUGUAUUAACUAAGGAAGUAUCAAAAUUAAAAGAAAAAAAAAUUUCUGAAUUAAUUUAUGGUGUCAUUGUACCAUCAAAAAAUAAUGAAAAAAAAAAUAACUUUGACCAAGGAUCCAUUGAAUUUAUAUUGCCACCAUUAGUACAAAAAAAAACCGUUUUUUAUUUCAUAUGUGAUAAUUCAAAAACUAAUGAAGAUUCUAAAAAAGGAGAUAGAGGAGUAGCAGAAAUUACUAUAGAACCAUAUGGAAAACUUGUAAAAGGAUGUAACUAUUCAGAUGUUAACAAAAAUUUUUUUACGAAAAAUCUUGACAUAAAAAAGAGUGAACAUCCAUGCUACUUCCAACUAAAUAGUGGUGAAAUAGGAGGAAUGAUAUUUCCAUCUAACACGAAGUCAACUACUUGCUUUGAAGAAAUGAUUCCUUAUAUAAAUUCUGCAAAAUGGAAUAAAGAAAAAAAAAGUAUAACUCAAUUAAUUAACAAUUCUGUAAUUUAUAACAAAGAAAUGAAUGAGCAAUAUUUUAAUGUUAAAUAUGUUAGCAUACCUGCAAGUUUUAAGGAUAAUCUUAAUUUAUUUUGUACUUUUACAUUAGAUGAUGAUAAAGUACAUUUAGUUUAUGUAAGCAUUAAUCAAGAAUUAAAUUUUUCAGUAUUUGAACUUUUUGAUUCUUUCGUAAAAAUAAAUAAGACGAUUCAACUAGCAACUGAAACUGAAGGAAAAAAUGAAUAUACUUGUGAUUUUACUGAUAAACUCGAUAAAGUACUUGAAAAUGAAAGGAAAAUAUUAAUUUGCAGGAAAAGUUUGAAAGAGUUUGAUAAAAUUACUAUGAAAUGUAAUAAAAAUAAAGAAAAAUAUAAAGACAUGGAAGUAAUUCCUAAAAGUCUUAAGGACAGAAAUGAAGUUGUUCAGUUCAACUUGAAUGCGCAGUAUUAUCUUUUAAAAAAAUACAUGAAUUUUAAUUUAAGAAAUAAUAAAUUAAUAAAUGAUUAUCCACCUUAUUUUAUUUUUCCUUUUUAUAAAAUUGCAAAAGAUGAGUUUACGAAUAAUCCUUUUUUACAAAGUUACAAGAAUAUAGGUCUAUUUGAAGGAACGACAUCAACAGAUGGAUUGGUAAAAUUAUUUUCCUUUUUAGACACUCAAGAAGCAGUGGCAAUUAAUGAAAAAAUCCGUUAUUUAAAUAUAAAUGUUAAUGAUUCUGAUGAUAACACCCUUGAAGUAACUUUUCAAGUGCCACCUUACAUAGACUCAAACGAACCAUUUUAUUUUAUGAUGGGUUGUGACAAUAAUAAGGGUGAAGGCAACACAGGAAUAGUAGAAUUACUCAUUUCAAAAAACCAAGAAAUAAUAAAAGGAUGCAAUUUCCACGAAGUAAAAAUUGAUUAUUUUACAAAAAAUAUUGAGGCAGGUACUAAUGAAUGUACUGUUGAUGCAUACGUUAAUGAUAUUAUUGGAUUCAAUUGUUUAAAAACUACUUAUGAUGACGAUGUAGAUCCUACAGAUAUAAGCCUAGAUCCUGAUGAAUGUUUUAAAAAGGUAUAUAAGGAUGAUAGUAAAACAGAAAUUAACGAUAUAAUGGAAGGUGCUCAAAUUUACAAUAUUACUGACAAAAAAACCCCAGUAUUUCUAAAAAUACCUCCUCAUGACUUAAGUGUAGACACAGAAAUUAGUUGUAAAUGUAAUUUAAAAUCUCAAGAAAAGGUAAUUAAAAUAAACAUUAAAAAAAGAGACACUGAAAAAGAAAAAGAAGAAAUAAAAAAGAAAGCUAUUAACCAAGAUAACAUGUAUAUCUGCGAACAUCGCGAUUUUAUAAAACCUAAAGAAAUGAAAUUAUCAAAUCAGAAUAUUGAGCAUACCUGUGAAAUUGAAGCAAAAGAUUUCCUUAAUUAUGUAGAAGUAUUUUGUCCUCCUAAUGAGCAUUCAAUUUAUAGUAAUAUUAAUAUAUCCUAUACUACAAAGAAACCGAAAGAUGUUUCAGAAUUAAAACCAUUUAAUGAAAAAGAAUUAGAUACUAUAGUACCUUAUGCAGAAGUAUUAAAUAAAACAGAGGAACUAAUAUUACUUUACAGUAAAGAAAAAGUAGACUUGUCUCACUUUUAUAUAUUCUUUCCAUUUUAUAUAAAAGAAGAUACUGAGUUAAACAUUAUAUGCGACAACAGUGCUACACAAUAUAAUGAUAAAAAAGGAGAUAAAUUAAUUUAUCAUAUUGAAAUUCCUAAAAGAACUAAAAAAAUAAAGGGUUGUUCUUUUAAAGAUAAAAAAUCAGAAAUGUUCGAAAACGAAGUAGAUGGAAAUAAUUGUGUUAUUGACGUAGCUCCAAAGGAUAUAGUAGGAUUUGCAUGCCCAAGUGGAACUAUAAAAUUAACAAGUUGUUUUAAAGAUGUGGUUGUUGAUAAUUCUUUAAUUAAUAUUAUUAGAGUGCUUUACCUAGAAAAUAAUUUAGCCUCUUAUACUUAUAGUCAUAAAUUUAAUUACAUAGAAAUACCAUCUCUAGUAGAUAAAGACAUAUCUUUCAAAUGUAUUUGUGUAGAUUUGAAAAAGGAUUAUAAUGUAAAUUUCACAUUAAGUUCAGACAUAACAGAUACAAUUUUUGACAAAUUGGGAAUUAAGUAUGAUGAAUAUCAAGGCAAUUAUGUAAGUGGUGAAACUUAUAAAAAUUAUAAGAGUGUAUAUUUAUCUAACAGGCCAAGUCGAAUAGUUCAACUUUUCAAUAAUGUAGAAAAAAAAAUAACGGAAAAUGCAGGAGAUCCUGAGAGUAUAUUCGAAAAACUUGAUACAUCUGAAAUUGGUGAAUCUAAAUCAUAUAAAAAGAAUGGAUUCGAAAAAACAUACAUAGAAGAAGAUGGACAUGAUAUAUGGGAAGACAUGUAUGAUGAAAAGUUAGAAGAAACCAUAGCAACCGAUAUUAAAAGUUUAGAAAUAUCUCCUUCAGAUAUGUACGUAUUGCAGGUUAACGUAAAAGCACCUAAAAUAAUUAAGUCUACAAAAAUAAAUGAUAAAAGUUAUAUGUGUGAUUUUUCAAAAAAAAGUCUAAUAAUACCAGAUCCCUCAAAAAAAGGAGAAUUGACAGAUGUCCAUUGUUAUAGCGUACUAAAACCAUUAGAUACUCUUUAUGUAAAAUGCCCAACAGAUAAUGCUAAAUAUACUAUUGCAAAAGAUAAGGUGUCAGAAGAUGAUGAUGAAGAUGAUAAGCAUGUUAUUUCACUCAUUGAUGAAGGUGAAGUAGAUGCUCCAGAAGAUGCAUUAAAUGAUGGUACUUUUGGAGAUAUGUUCGGUAAAAUUAAAUUAAAACCAGAUGAUUUCUUUGAAAAAGUUAUGAAGGAGUCAGAUGAUUCUAUAAAAGAUAUUCAUGAAGUUUUACCAGGUUCCAUAUUUACCACUAUGAAAGUAAUAAAAAAAAAAAAUCCUUUUGAUUCUUAUGCUGCUUUAGUUAUACCUCCUGUUGUUUUACAAGAUACUCAUCUGAAAGUAGAGUGCAAUAAUAAUGAAUAUAAAGUGAGCGAAAAUGUCGCAGGUUUUAAUGGAAUAAUUCAUUUAGACAUAGCGAAAAGUGAACAUAAAAUUAAGGGAUGUGAUUUUUCUGACGAAAGUAGUAAAAUUUUAACUACAGGAAUGAAAAUAGAAGAAUCUCAAGUAAAGGAAUGUCCUAUUGAAAUUAAUAAAAAUGAAGCAUUUGGUAUAAUAUGUGAUAGUACUACUACUUUAGAUCCAGAAAAAUGUUUUUAUGAAGUAUAUGAUAAAGGCUCAAAAAAUAAAAAAUUUGUUGAUUUAAUUUCCAACGUAAAUAUUUAUACUAUACAUAAUUCUAAGAAAAAAAUAGCAUAUGCAAAGGCUCCUUUAGAUUAUGUAAAUAAAUUAAUUUUUUCAUGCUCCUGCAAAAAAAGUGAUAGUACUAAAGGAACAAUGAAAGUUACAUUGAACAAAGAUGAAAUGGAAUUAGAAGACAUGAAAUCUGUGAAGGCAGUAGUACAUAAUAAUGUGAAUUUAUGUAACUUCUAUGACAAUCCUGAAUUAUCCUUUGAAUCAAAUCCAGAUAAAGUACUUGUAUGUAAAAUGGAACCAGGGUUGUUUUCAGAAGUACUAGUACAGUUACCUAUAUUUGGAGAUGAUAAUACAGAUAAUGAAGAGUAUAAGAAAUUUUCAAUACAACCUGAAUUUGUUAAAGGAGAAGAUAUCAAAAUUAUUUUAGACGAUAAAAAAGAAUUGCAUAUUAAUGAAGCAUUAAAAGGAGUAUUUGGAAAUAGGCAUUUUAAAUUUGAAAAAAGUAAAAAAAGUGGUCAAGGUUUCAGCUUCUUUGUUCCACCUAUCUUUGAAAGCCUUAACUUAAAAUUAAUUAUUAACGAAAAACCAGACAGCUCUCCGCUAAAGCAAAGAGGGAUAGUAUAUAUUUUAAUAAAAAAAAAUAUAGAGGAAAGUUCCUUAAAACUUUGCGACUUUACAACGGGAAGUAAUUCUUUAACAGAUGCUAUUCCUCCAAGCAAAGAAAAAGAAUGUAAUAUCAAAAUAAAAAAAGGAGAUAUCUUUGGUAUUAUAUGCCCUAAGGGAUUUUCUCUAAUUCCAGAAGGAUGCUUCAGUAAUGUAAUCUUAGAAUAUUAUAAAAGUUCUCCAGAUGAUAAUGAAGAUAUUGAGUAUAUUAGUAAAAUGAAAUAUAACUUGAAACCAAAAGAAGUAAUAGAAUUAUUAGAUGAAGAUCAUAAAGAACUUGAAGAUAUCCAGAAUCUUUCAGGUUACUCUAAUGUUACAGAAAUGUUAAAUUUUCAUAAUUAUAAUAUAGGAAAUUUGCCUCUUGAUUAUAAAAAAUAUUAUACUGCAUCAUAUAGUAAAGUACCAGAUACUUUUAAUAGCAUAAUUAAUUUUUCGUGCAAUUGCUAUAAUCCAGAAAAUAAUGUAUUUGGAACAAUGGUUAUACAAACAGAAAAUAGUGAUUUUGAAGGCUUAAAGGCGAAGAAAAAAGUUAAGAGGGAUACCGUACUACCUUAUAGAGAUGAAAACAUUAUAAGUGAAGGACAUGAAGAUAAUAUAUUAAAAUAUUCAACCAGUCACAGAUGUGAUUAUACCAAUGAAUCUUUAUUUGAUUUAAUUGAUGGAAAAACUCAAAAAAAUAUAUGUAAAAUAGAUGCUAAGUCCUUAGAUGUUAUAACAAUUAAAUGCCCACAUACAAAAAAUUUAGUAACUAAAGAACUACCACCUGCUCCUGAUCAGGAGGAUAGAAAAUUGACUAUUACCCUUGAUGAUAAGGAAUUUAUUACUUAUACAGAUGAAGAAAAAAAUACAUUUUCCUUAAAAGAUGUUUAUGUUAAAAAUUUUCAUGGAAUCACUACAGAUGAAUUAAAAAAUCUAGGAAAACUGGAUUCUGAUUGGGAUGAUAAUCAUGUAUUUUAUCCACCAAAAGCUUUAGAUGAUGUAAUUAUAGACAAUAAAAUAGUAAAAUUAAGGGAAAAAUUACCAGGAGUUUUAUUUUUAAAAGUAAAAAUUGAUGAAGAGGUUAAAACAACUCAUUUACCUACUGAUGGAAUAUCUAGAUUUUUAAUACCUCCAUAUAUAAAGGAAGAUCUCAGUUUUCAAAUUUUUUGUGGAAAAUCAACAUCAAAUAAGCCCAAGAAAAAUAAUACAUCUCUUGGUAUUGUUCAAGUAAAUAUUUCUGCUAAUAAAAAUUUAAUAGAUGGAUGUGACUUUAUUAAUCCUGAGAAAAGCCCCAAUUCUAUCUUUUCACAUAAUAAGAAUUUAAAAAAUCCUCUUAUUUGUGAUAUUUCUUUAAUACCUAACAGAACUGUAGGAAUAAAUUGUCCUCACAAACAAUUAAAACCAGAGAGUUGCUUUGAAGAAACAUAUUAUGUAAAUGAAGAAGAAUUAGGAGAAUCAGCAGAUGCAUUUAAUGAUUCACCCAAAGAGAAAAUAACUAAUAUAAUUAAAAAUGCUAUUACUAUUACUAAUGUGGAAGAUAAAGAAAAUACAUAUUCAUAUUUAAUUUUACCAACAUCAUUUCGAGAAGGUAUAGAUAUAAAAAAAGUUUUUAUUUGUACAUGUGAUAGUAAUAUUAUAAAAAUGAAAAUUGAAGAAAGUGCUAUGACAAUGAAUAUAUCCCCCAAAACAGGACAAGAAUUAUGCACAUAUGAUCAUAAAACGAAAAUUGCAACUUGUAAUAUAAUGGAAAGUAUGGAUGCAUCUACAUUGAAAGAAAAUUCUGUUAUUGAAUACAUUGCUAAUUUAUCAAGAUGGGAUAAAUUAAUAAUAAAAUAUCCUACAACUGAAAAAGCUAAUUAUGAGAAAAUCUUUGUUAAUCCUUUAAAUUUAAAAGCAAAAGUUCUAUUUAAAAAUCAACCGAUAAAUAUUGAGAAUAUUUUACCAGGAAGUAUAGCAUCAGACAAAUAUGAUUCAAGAACAAAGAUCAAUGAAUAUACUUUAAGAAUACCACCUUUUGUUCCUAAGCCAGUAAAUUUUACUAUUGAAUUUAAUAAUAGUCUUACGUCAACUGUUCAAAAUCAAAAUAAAGUUUUCGGUACUAUUGCUAGAGUGCAUAUAAAUGUUAGUGAAGGUUAUAAAGAAAUUAAUGGAUGUGACUUUACAGGAAAAUAUCAAGAUUUGUUUUCAUAUUCUUAUAAACCUAAGCCUAAUCAAAAUAAAGAAUGCACUAUUACUAUAGGUAAUAAUAAUUUUUCUGGAUUUGCUUGUUUAAGUCAUUUUGAAAUUAAACCAGAUAAUUGUUUUAAUUAUAUUUAUGAUAACAAUGCAAGAAAAAAAGUUAAAAAGUUGACUGAGAUAUCUUCAAAUGCUGAACAUGAUUUUAUAAAACAAAAUUCCUUAGGAUAUAGUUUAUCUUAUAUCACCUUUAAUAACGAAAAAAAAAAACUUGAUUUCUCUUGCAAAUGUGUCUCUAAUUAUUCUACUUAUACAAUUAAUGUAUUGUUUGAGCCAGAUUAUGAACUUUCAUUAUAUCAACCAAGGGCUAUUAUAAAAUACGUAGACUUAAAAGAAAAUAGUUUAACCAAACAUUUACGCUAA
This is a messenger RNA of Plasmodium relictum, 8499 nucleotides long. RefSeq names its product 6-cysteine protein, putative (gene P230). Gene Ontology annotation, cellular component: plasma membrane; cell surface. The record is from RefSeq and is a predicted model, not a curated record. Lineage: Eukaryota; Apicomplexa; Aconoidasida; Haemosporida; Plasmodiidae. Gene Ontology annotation, biological process: symbiont entry into host. The coding region runs from base 1 to 8499 and encodes 2832 amino acids. The transcript has a single exon.